This is a messenger RNA of Chelonoidis abingdonii (Abingdon island giant tortoise), 846 nucleotides long. The record is from RefSeq and is a predicted model, not a curated record. NCBI's taxonomy places the organism in Eukaryota, Metazoa, Chordata, Testudines, Testudinidae.
AUGUCCAACCAAACCACCAUGACUGAUUUCCUUCUCCUGGGUUUCUCUGAUGUUUGGGAGCUGCAGAUUUUACACUUCGUGGUGUUUCUGGUGCUUUACUUGGCAGUUCUGGUGGGGAACCUUCUCAUCAUCACAUCUGUAACACUCAACCACCACCUUCACACCCCCAUAUACUUCUUCCUGAUGAAUCUGUCCAUCCUAGAUAUCGGCUCCAUCUCUGUCACCAUCCCCAAAUCCAUGGCCAGCUCCCUCACAAACACCAGGUCAAUUUCCUAUGCUGGAUGCAUUGCCCAACUUUUUCUCUUUGUACUCUUUGUUGCAACCAGUGUUGCUGUACUCACUGUCAUGGCGUACGACCGAUAUGUGGCCACUUGCCUACCACUGCACUAUGAAAGAAUGAUGAACUGGAGAGCCUGUGUCCAAAUGGCAGCCAGUGCCUGGACCAGUGGUAUUCUCUACUCUGCACUGCACACUGGAAACACCUUUAGUUUACCCUUCUGCCAGUCCAACAUCAUCAGUCAGUUCUUCUGUGAAAUCCCACAGCUACUCAAGCUCACUUGCUCUGACUCAUAUCUCAGUGAAGUUGCAGAUCUUGCCUUUAGUGCAUGUUUAGCCAUAAGCUGCUUUGGUUUAACUGUAUCAUAUUUUCAGAUCUUCGCCACAGUGCUCAGGAUCCCCUCUGAGCAGGGCCGACAUAAAGCCUUCUCCACCUUCCUCCCUCACCUCACUGUCGUCUCCUUGUUCUUUUGCACUUCCUUCUUUGCCUACCUGAAGCCCACCUCCAGCUCAGCCUCAGGUCUGGAGCUUGUGGUGGCCGUUCUCUAUUCCGUGGUGCAGCAAUGGUGA